Molecule: messenger RNA, 1998 nt
Organism: Morchella importuna
Lineage: Eukaryota; Fungi; Ascomycota; Pezizomycetes; Pezizales; Morchellaceae
Exons: 1
Coding region: 1-1998 (665 amino acids)
Source: RefSeq, a predicted model, not a curated record
AUGGCCAGCCCAAUAUUCUCCGACCAUGAGGAGCCUUGUUUCACUGAUCCCUUGGAAUAUGUCGAUGAAGACUAUUCAGACGUACUUACACACCUAGCCGCCCUCCGUGACGAAGCUUCGAAGGACGGCGAUGUGGUGUUUGCUCUCCCUAAUAAUGUCAAAGUAUGGGCUCAUUCCCCUCUCUUCUACAUUGCUGCUGGCGAGAGGCCUCCCGAAGAAUUUGGCGAUCCAAGACGUCUCGAUCUCGGCACGGACAUCAUGGAAACUGCCAAAAACAACUUGGGCGUCGAAUUGACUGUGCUUCAUAUCCCAGAGGAGAACCGGCCGAGCUUCGAAGAAGCGAUGGGCCAUACUUAUACUCGGAAGAGCUUGAGAGGUCUAUGGGAAGCUAUGGGCUAUGAUUCUGUCGAUCCUACUGGAAAGGGGCCUGAUGCAGGCGUCCCACUAGACUCAACGCUGCCUGCAUCGAUGUUACCAGACUUUGAAAUACAUCUUAAAGCACCAGGAAACCGGCCCUCCUUUUGCGCCGUAAAGGUUCACAAGUUUCUUCUCGCCCGGAGGAUCCCAUAUUAUGAGACAUUUUUUAAUUCAAAAUUUGGCGAUGCGUCUGGAAAUACCUCGACUAUUUAUACAGAGGAUUUCACGCCGUUUUCUCUCUGGAUCGCUGCGGGAUAUGUUUACCGGCAGGAACUGAAAGAACUGCUUAACCCGUGCCCAGGGUUCCGCAAUUACAUUACUCUCCAUCUCAACAACCCUCACAAGGCCCAGAGCUGUAACAGUUGUGUCACUGAUCGGACACUCCCCGAUAUUGAAAUCGCGGACAAAUUCGUAGACAUAACUAGGGCUGCACGCUACCUCCAGUGUGUCACCCUUGAAAACUCUGCGCUCUACCUUCUCUCUGAGCUAGGGCACCGGUUCGAGUGCACCGGGAGGGGGUGCAGUAUUUUUGUUCCUCAUAUCCUUGACGUUGUGGCCAAGAGUGAUAUUUCGGGCCAGAGGAUUCUAGAUAACGGUAUCAGCCUACUCGCACUGCUUUCAAACAUUACCCCGUUGUGGAAGCGGCCUCUCUUGAAUUGUUCACCUUCCGUCCUAGAACUCCUGAUCGCAAAAGUUGCAAGUAAUAGUCAGAAGGAGGGUGAAGAGAGGCGGGCUAUUCGGCUCUUUGAAACGAUCUCCGAUUUAAGACGUCACACCUUGGCAUCCAAAAAUGCCAAAGAUUGGGACACAAAGCUGUUGGUACCGUUGAUGGAGCACACGGUAGAGUUCAUAGCAAAAGCUUUCGACAGCUUAGAAGUUACCACCGGUUUGAUACGUGUGUUCCACCCUUACAACCUGUCAAAACCCGUCGGGGGGGAAUUACUGAGUAUGGUUAUGAGCAAUAAAACUCUCAGGGAAGAAACCUGCAGGCAGAUAUUUAUUGGUAUCAUGGAGCUGGCCCAAAAACGGGGCACUGUACCUGAAGUUGAACAAGCUAAGAGGGAUUGUAUUGCUUGGUUCAAGCGAAAGUGGGUGACGCUUACUUUCAGUCCGGCCAUAAGGACUCCAGUAAAGCCAACAAAAGCAAAAAGCUCACCACAAGAAUAUGCUAUUUUCAAAGACAGAGAGCCAGACGACCAGGAGGAUUCAACUGAGCCACCACGUACACCUACAUCUACCCAUUGGAGAGGGCCACCUCUUGCGUCGCCAGAGAGUGGGACGAAGAAAAAGCUAUCAAUAGAUACGAGUGACGAUGGGAAUUUUUUCUCGGCAUGGAGCGAGGAAGAUCUUGCAAAAUUAACAAGCGUGAUCCCGGCCUCUAUUGCCGACUUGGUAGCUAAGAGCCCUCAGAGUCCCGCGGUCGACGAUAGAUAUAAACCAGUGAGGACACCGCGAGGCAAUUCCAGUCCAAGACGGGGCGGGGUAUCCCGUGGAAGAGGAGGUCAUAGUAGAGGCUCGGCAUCCGUUUCUAGGAUAAUCUUAAACCGGAUCGAUGCGAGGCCAAACAGGGAACAGCACUAA